AUGGAUCCAUAUGGCAUAACACCAUUCGAGGCGCCAUGUUAUCAUCCCAUCUGCUCUACAAUUCACUCAAAUCAAUUCCCUCCUCAAUUCCCUCCCCAUCACCCUCAGCAUGAGCAUUCUAGGACCAGGGCAGGAGAUGCUUCAGCCGAAGCACUUCUUGGACUCACAAGCACCAUCAUCACCAAUGGGUCUUGCUACAUAAGUCACGCCUCCUUAGCCAUCCACAUUCCAAAUAGUCCACAUCACAGUGUUGAAGAGGAAUUGGCUCAGCAGCCAUUGCACGGGUCACAGAUGCAUUGGCGGCACAAGAACAAGCCGCGCUCUUGGUCAGCUCAUGGAUGUAGUAGCAGCAUGGCACCAUGGAAGCAGGUGCAGGCAGUGUUGCCUGCCACCCCUGUGGCACAUGGAACCCCUGGUAGACAGCCGCUGUCAUGGUACCAUUUAUUCACUCAUGAAUUGCCGAAGCUCGAAUUCGGCGCUUUCUUUUCUUGGUUCUUGUUCUUGCUUCCUCUCGACAAGCACCUGCUCUGCUCCUACUCCUUCCCCCCCCCCCCCACCCACCUUCCAGUUUCUCGCCCAUUCUUCAACCACCCAGCCGUCGCUCUGGCUCCCAUCCAGCAAUAUCCUCUCCCUCACUACCUCCCCUCACCUCUCCAACCCACCUCACAAUCACUCCGUCCCAUCCACCCCGCCAUCUCCUCUCCCUUACCUCCCCGCCGUCGCCUCUCCCUCCUCCCCGCCGUCGCCUCUCCCUCCUCCCCGCCGUCGCCUCUCCCUCCUCCCCGCCGUCGCCUCUCCCUCCUCCCCGCCGUCGCCUCUCCCUCCUCCCCGUCGUCGCGUCUCCCUCCUCCCCGCCGUCGCGUCUCCCUCCUCACCGCCGUCGCCUCUCCCUCCUCCCCGAUGUCGCCUCUCCCUCCUCCCGCCGUCGCCUCUCCCUCCUCCCCGCCGUCGCCUCUCCCUCCUCCCCGCCGUCGCCUCUCCCUCCUCCCCGCCGUCGCCUCUCCCUCCUCCCCGCCGUCGCCUCUCCCUCCUCCCCGCCGUCGCCUCUCCCUCCUCCCCGCCGUCGCCUCUCCUCAUCCCCGCCGUCGCCUCUCCUGCCUCCCCGCCGUCUCCUCUCCCUCCUCCUCGCAAUCGCCUCUCCCUCCUCCCCGCCGUCGCCUCCGGCGACAGGUGCACGAGCGCAAGCGCGAGUUGGUGCGCGAGGGCGGGUCGGUGCGCGAGCUCGGGUGGGUGCGCGAGUGUGGUUUGGUGAGCGAGCGCGGGUUGGUGCGCCAGCGCGGGCUGAUUUUUGGGGCAUUGUAA
Molecule: messenger RNA, 1302 nt
Organism: Closterium sp. Yama58-4
Lineage: Eukaryota; Viridiplantae; Streptophyta; Zygnematophyceae; Desmidiales; Closteriaceae
Source: the annotation of a GenBank genome assembly